CCGCCCUGCGCCGAGAGAGAGACUGCUCCUAAAAUCACUUCUCUCCAUUUUUUUUUCUCUUUCUAAAAGUCCCACAUCCUCUUUCACCAUUACACCCCACCGAGGCUCCGCGGGAUUUCCGUCGUCCCUCGGUCUCCGCACCGCGCGGGGGAAGUGGUCGGUGGUGGUCGCGGUCACCGCCGUCGUGAUGGUUCUCCUGACUUUGGCCGUCGCGGUGCCGCUGCUCCUCCUGCGCCCGUCGGAGACCUCCGCCCGCUACUACGAGAUGAUGGGCACCUGUCGGAUGGUGUGCGACCCGUACACCGCCAAACCACCGGGAGCCAACGGGGAGGAGACCCAGACUGUCAACGGCAUCGCGCCGCUGCCACCCAUGGCGCAAGGGAGCCGCGGGGAACCGGGGCGCCCGGGCAAACCGGGAGCCAGGGGCCCGCCGGGCGAGCCGGGACCGCCGGGGCCGAGAGGACCACCGGGGGAGCGCGGCGGAAGCAAGCUCGCCUUCCCGGCUUUGACGCCAACGGACGGCGCGAACUCAAGCACCGGAAGCAGAGUGGCGUUUUACGUCGGCUUGAAGAACCCACAUGAGGGAUACGAGGUGUUAAAGUUCGACGACGUCAUUACAAACUUGGGGAACCUCUACGAUCCGAGCACCGGGAAGUUCACCUGCCGCCUCUCCGGGAUCUACUUCUUCACUUACCACGUGUUGAUGCGCGGGGGAGACGGGACCAGCAUGUGGGCCGACCUGUGCAAAAACGGGCAGGUGCGAGCCAGCGCCAUAGCUCAGGACGCCGACCAGAACUACGACUACGCCAGCAACAGCGCCGUGCUGCACUUGGACUCGGGCGACGAGGUGUACGUGAAACUGGACGGCGGAAAAGCUCACGGCGGCAACAACAACAAGUACAGCACCUUCUCCGGCUUCGUCUUGUACCCCGACUAGUCGUCGUCGCCGGCACACAACUUUGGAACUCUUCCCACGCGACCGUUUUGCUUCUAAUGUCUUGUUGUGUCCCUCGAAGCACGGGCUGCUCGCGUUUAAGUCAACCGAUGGACAGCUUCCUCACGAGCCAGGUAAAUACCAUAUCGUUCUUAAAGGCUGGGACGGAUUACCGGCGCGUGAUAUUCCCAACAUCAGUCGGAUGAGCUUAUGAGAUCUGGCUGUUAAGACCUGGUCAUAAGCAGCAGCUUUUCAAAGAACGGAUAUAUCAAGUCUUGAUAUUCUGAUAUGAAGCCUGCUAUAUAAAUAUACAUUGGUCUAUUAAGCAAAAGCCUUCAGGAAUGACAAAUCCUACCAAUCCUCUCAAACUAUACACAUCCUGGCUAUUCCCCUGCACAUUUCAACCAAUUAUUGUCAUUUUCCCUCAUGAAAUCCAAUCCAUCCAUCUUCUUCCGCUUAUCCGAGGUCGGGUCAGGGGGGCAGCAGCCUAAGCAUUUAAGCCCUGACUUCCCUCUACUCAGCUACUUCGUCCAGCUCUUCCCAGGGAAUCCUGAGGCCUUCCCAGGCCAGCCGGGAGACAUAGUCUCCCCAACGUGUCCUGGGUCUGAAAGAGCCAUAUUGGACCAAAAAACUAAUCUGUCUGGAGCCGCAAAAAAUGGAAAAAUAAGUGUUAUAAUGAAGACAACUCAUGGCGUAAGUUUUUAUAUUAGCUAUAAUAGCCUACUAUCAAAAUAACUGUGUCGCAGGCUGGAUCAAAUAUUUGUUGACAGAAGUAUUGAAAUUGAAUAUUUAUUCUACAUACUUAUACAACAUUAGAAACCAUUAGUAAAUCAGAGGCUACUCAGAAGGUGAGAUAACUCUUGGAAAUGACUGGCUUUUAAUAGCCAAAGGUAUAGAUGUGUGUGUCCACGUUAAAGGAAACAAGCUGGCUUCUUCUAAUGGAUUUAUUACAACUUUGGAUAAUGUUUGCUGUGGUCUGGAACAACAUGGCAAACAAAGAACUUUCAGAAAUGCAGCCAAUAUUACAUACAAAUAAUGUGUCAUGACACGUGCAAAACUAGAUUAUAUACAAAGAGGAUGAAAGUAAAUGAGCUCAUAUAUACCUACAAAUGAGGCAUAAUGAUGCAAUAUGUACAUACAGCUAGCCUAAAUAGCAUGUUAGCAUUGAUUAGCUUACAGUCACGCAUUGACUAAAUAUGCCUGAUUAGCACUCCAACAAGUCAAUAACAUCAACAAAGCGCACCUUUGUGCAUUCGCGCACAGCAUAAAACUUUUGGUGGACAAAAUGAGACAAAAAAGGAGUGGAAGUUUUUACAUAUAAUCAAACUGUUGCGUCACACAGUCCACACUAUGGUGAGUUCAAGAACCGCCGAAAUUAGUAGGACGAAUACUCCCAUCAGUGAAGCAUACACACAAACAUAUUAAACAGUGGGCUUUCUUACAAUUGGAAAAGGUUUGUCCUCAAACAAAAAGAUACUAAAACAAAAAAAUAUAUAUUUUCGAUCCUUCUUUUGCCAUUUUCAAUCCUUUUUUAAAAAUGCGGGUUGCUGAUCCCCAAUCUUAUGAUACGCUAAAUAAUUACUUGCUUAAAGUACAGUGUUUUAUUUUCCUGUGUUCAAACAGUGUUAUUGUUCAACCUUGGUGAAAUGUGGGCAAAAAUACUGUAUAAUAUAUAUAUAUAUAUACACACACACACUCACACACUGAAUACACCUGGUAAACAAAACCUCUGCCUUGCUUUUAGUAAAUACUUUGGCCUACUACGCUACUGUAUUUGAAUGCAUUCACGCACAGCAUACAACUUUUGGUGGACAAAAUGAGACAAAAAAGGAGUGGAAGUUUUUACAUACAAACAAAAUGUUGCGUCACACAGUCCACACUGUGGUGAGUUCAAGAACCGCCGAAAUUAGUAGGACAAAUACUCUCAUCAGUGAAGCAUACACACAAACAUAUUAAACAGUGGGCUUUCUUACAAUUGGAAAAGGUUUGUCCUCAAACAAAAACAUACUAAAACAAAAAAAUAUAUAUUUUCGACCCUUCUUUUUCAAUCCUUUUUAAAAAAUGCGGGUUGCUGAUCCCCAAUCUUAUGAUACGCUAAAUAAUUACUUGCUUAAAGUACAGUGUUUUAUUUUCCUGUGUUCAAACAGUGUUAUUGUUCAACCUGGGUGAAA
Messenger RNA from Nerophis ophidion (straightnose pipefish), 3105 nucleotides. RefSeq names its product complement component 1, q subcomponent-like 2 (gene c1ql2). The transcript has 2 exons. The coding region runs from base 188 to 937 and encodes 249 amino acids. Gene Ontology annotation, molecular function: protein binding. The record is from RefSeq and is a predicted model, not a curated record. Lineage: Eukaryota; Metazoa; Chordata; Actinopteri; Syngnathiformes; Syngnathidae.